Molecule: messenger RNA, 258 nt
Organism: Necator americanus (New World hookworm)
Lineage: Eukaryota; Metazoa; Nematoda; Chromadorea; Rhabditida; Ancylostomatidae
Exons: 1
Coding region: 1-258 (85 amino acids)
Source: RefSeq, a predicted model, not a curated record
AUGGGACAAAGGCUGGCACCCACUCUCGCCAUUGUUUUCAUGGCCAAGACCGAAAAGCCUAUAAUAGACCGAAAACCACUGCUGUAUUAUCGUUACAUAGACGAUUGCUGCGUCAUCUGCUCAACACAAGCAGAACUAGACACGUGCUUCAAUCUUCUCAAUCAGCAGUGUCCGCACAUUAAGUUCGCAAGGGAGAGACCUAUAGACAACUGGUUGGCUUUCUUGAAUGUGCACAUUUACUUGCGGAAUGAAAUGUAA